AUGGCCUCUAAUUACCGCGUUAUUGAACCGCACCCUUCGGUGCCUCACUGCACUCGCCCGGCUGUCUAUACUGGACGCGGUGGCUCAGGCAACAUUGUCAGCCUCAAGAACACCAAGACUACCGAGUCGCGCACCGCAACCGGUCCUGCUUCGCUGACCCGCCUGGACUCUCGCGCUCCAUCAACCUUCACCACCGGUCGUGGUGGUGCCGGCAAUGUCCACAGCAGCUCUGAGCGCGCCAUCUUCAGCUUCGACGAAGAACUCGAACGUGACACCCGCCGCGCUGCACCAGUUUACCACGUUGGUCGUGGUGGUGCCGGUAACAUGAUCUACCGCGACGACGCGAGCAGCAAUUUCAGCCUCACUCGCAAGUACUCCGCCGCCAGCACUGCCACCAACAGCUCCUCCGGUUCUGUGGCCGAUCGCGCUCGCGAUAUGGCCCGUCGUGGUCUGGAGAAGGGCUGGGGCAAGCUCAAGGGUACCGCAUAG
Molecule: messenger RNA, 489 nt
Organism: Penicillium angulare
Lineage: Eukaryota; Fungi; Ascomycota; Eurotiomycetes; Eurotiales; Aspergillaceae
Product: DUF3602 domain-containing protein
Exons: 1
Coding region: 1-489 (162 amino acids)
Source: RefSeq, a predicted model, not a curated record